CAGACCACAUGGUUCAAGGAAAGUCAAGCGAGCUGUACGGAAGAGACACUUUAAGCUGAAAUAAUUGACCGUAAACUUUAUUCCUUCAGUAUUUCUUAUUCUCAUAUGUUCUAUGCGUAUUCUGUAUUGAAGAUGAAUAGUGUUGGAGAGGGCUGCACUGACCUAAAACGGGAAUAUGACCAGUGUUUUAACCGUUGGUUUGCUGAGAAAUUCUUGAAGGAAGAUCGAAGCGGUGAUCCCUGUACCGAAAUGUUCAAGAAAUAUCAGCAUUGUGUCCAGAAGGCCAUCAAAGAAAAGAACAUUCCCAUUGAUGGUGUAGAAUUCAUGGGCCCCAAUAAAGAGAAACCAGACAGCUGACAGAUGUGAUGGAGGAGCUCCCCAACAACUUUGUGCUCUGUCACACUUGCAUUGCUCACUGGGCUUGCCAUGGACCAUGUACAGGGUUUCCACCCUUCUAUCUUGGAUUGGGUUUUGUUUUAAGGUCGCUGUCCUAAUGUGGAGAUUAAUGAGCAUUCAUAUGAAGGAUCCAACAUGCUAAAUUACAUGACGAUGGGUAUUGUAAUUUGUAUGUUGUGCAUGGAUUACAAGUGGAAGCUAUGAAUCCAGUCAUUUGGGUCAGGCCAAUAAAUAUCCAUGGUCACAAGAUGCAUGUAAAGUGGUGGUCACAUUGGAUACUCAUUGUAAAGGACUAUGAUGCUUUGCAAAGGGAGUUUCAUUUUUUUCCAGUUAUAAAAUUGUUGUCUACUGUAAGAGUGACCUGGCUUAAUGUCCCUCAAGACAACUGAAGAAUGCAUUAAUGUGGAAGCAUUGGGCUAGAAGAGAAAACUCAAACAUCAUACAAGGACAUUUAUUUGGUUUACACUGUGGAAGAGCAGAUGUUGUCUCUCACUCUUAGCUCCAUUGCACUUCAGUUUUCAGUGUGUUUUUGUCUCUGUGUAUGAUGCAAUGUAAUGCUGUGAUUGACAUGUACAUUGACAAAGCAAUAAAUAGGAGAGAAUCAUGUUCCAUUA
This is a messenger RNA of Oncorhynchus nerka (sockeye salmon), 1010 nucleotides long. RefSeq names its product TP53-regulated inhibitor of apoptosis 1-like. NCBI's taxonomy places the organism in Eukaryota, Metazoa, Chordata, Actinopteri, Salmoniformes, Salmonidae. The record is from RefSeq and is a predicted model, not a curated record. The transcript is spliced from 2 exons. Bases 106 to 357 code for a protein of 83 amino acids. Gene Ontology annotation, molecular function: phosphatidic acid transfer activity. Gene Ontology annotation, cellular component: nucleus; mitochondrial intermembrane space; cytosol. Gene Ontology annotation, biological process: phospholipid translocation.